This is a messenger RNA of Eleginops maclovinus (Patagonian blennie), 966 nucleotides long. It is a transcript of the gene gbx2, whose product is annotated as gastrulation brain homeobox 2. Gene Ontology annotation, cellular component: nucleus. NCBI's taxonomy places the organism in Eukaryota, Metazoa, Chordata, Actinopteri, Perciformes, Eleginopidae. Gene Ontology annotation, biological process: regulation of transcription by RNA polymerase II; regulation of nervous system development. The transcript has 2 exons. The record is from RefSeq and is a predicted model, not a curated record. Gene Ontology annotation, molecular function: DNA-binding transcription factor activity, RNA polymerase II-specific; RNA polymerase II transcription regulatory region sequence-specific DNA binding. Bases 1 to 966 code for a protein of 321 amino acids.
AUGAGCUCCAGCCCGUCCUUCAUGGUGAUGCAGCGCGGAAGCACCACCGCCUUCAGCAUCGACUCUCUGAUCGGGGGGCCCCCGCAGCCCAGCCCGGGACCCUUCCUCUACACCGGCUACCCCAUGUUCAUGCCGUACCGGUCGGUGGUGCUGCAGCCCCCCCCGGCCCUGCAGCCGGCCGGACACCACCCGCAGAUACCGGGCUUCUGCUCCAGCAUGGCGCUCACCUCCACCCUGAUGGGGUCUCUUCCUGGAGGGUUCUCCCCCGGACAGCAGCACCAGGAGGCCGUCCGGCAGCAGCACCAGGAGGCCGCCCUGAAGCUCUUCUCCUCCCCGGGGCAGCAGCACCAGGAGGCCGCCUGCAGGAAGUUCUUCGAUAAGGCUCAGGAGCUGAGGCUGGAGGAGGAGAAGAGCUUCCUGACCGGGGGGAAGGAGGCGCUGCACGACCCGGAGCCGGGGCUGCCAUCAUCCACAGGCCGAGGUCUGGGAGCAGAGGAGAAGGAGGAGGAGCGGAAGGAGGAGAGCUUCUCCAUGGACAGUGACCUGGACUACAGCUCGGAUGAGAACCCCCUGCAGAAGGAGGAUGGGGGGAGUCUGGACGACGGCCCUCUGCUACACGGGUCCUCCGCCGGGGGGUCCGGAGGCUCCGGGGGGAAGAACCGGCGGCGGAGGACGGCCUUCACCAGCGAGCAGCUGCUGGAGCUGGAGAAGGAGUUCCACUGCAAGAAGUACCUGUCGCUCACCGAGCGCUCGCAGAUCGCCCAUGCCCUGAAGCUCAGCGAGGUGCAGGUCAAGAUCUGGUUCCAGAACCGCCGGGCCAAGUGGAAACGCGUCAAGGCCGGCAACGUCAACAACAAGUCCGGGGAGCCCAACCGGAACCCCAAGAUCGUGGUGCCCAUCCCGGUGCACGUGAGCCGCUUUGCCAUCCGGAGCCAGCACCAGCAGAUGGAGCAGGCCCGGCCAUAG